Anguilla rostrata (American eel) is the source of this 3152-nucleotide messenger RNA. Its product is annotated as Fc receptor-like protein 5. The transcript is spliced from 12 exons. The coding region runs from base 586 to 2049 and encodes 487 amino acids. The record is from RefSeq and is a predicted model, not a curated record. Gene Ontology annotation, molecular function: transmembrane signaling receptor activity. Gene Ontology annotation, biological process: cell surface receptor signaling pathway. Gene Ontology annotation, cellular component: plasma membrane. NCBI's taxonomy places the organism in Eukaryota, Metazoa, Chordata, Actinopteri, Anguilliformes, Anguillidae.
GACACUAAACUAUGCUAUCUGCAGAGAGAACGCAAUAAUUACAAGUGCUCUGGUACAGCCAGUCGUAUACGGGCCUGGUAAAUGUGUACAUAAACAGCCUUUGCCUUAACCGCGUGGAAUGGGUUCAGUUGCAUUCGUUCAGUUGCAUUAUUGUUAAAUUAAAGCAGCCUGGUAACACGACAUACCGUUUGAAAGUGUUAAAACUCACGGUUCUAUCUCUAUAACCCAUUUUACGGUGGCAAAGACUUGGCGAAAACGGUCCCUUAUCUUCUAACAUGUGGGACGCCAAAAAAGGCUUGGGGGUUCCUCACCUUCAGUGCGUUUUGGAAAUCCACGGACGACAAGAUCAUGGUACAGUCGGUGUCUUUUUCACGAGAAGGAUCCACUGAACAAAAUCCACAGCAAUUUUUCAUCCAAAAAAGAGGACUUGUUCAGUGAAGGACUUGAUUCAAAUUUAUAUCGCUUUCACCACACCAGUGUCUGACCACAGCUGUAUUUAAAGAAUGAGACACAUCCACCAACAAAACCAUCCAGCGCUGCAGGGCUGUACCUGUUUGAGAAAGAGCAGGGGAGAGAAAGGUCAACAUGUACGAGUUCACCACAGCAAUAGUUGGACUGGUUGUCCUGAUGUUCUUUGUACAAGAGGCAGCUCUACAAUCUCCUGUGCUAACCCUGAACCCUGCAUGGAGGAAGUUCUACCCCACUGAGAAAGUGACUCUCAAAUGUGAGAUUCAGUCCCGUCAGACUGAGUGGAGUUAUCUGUGGUACAGAGAUGGAGCCUCUAUGAACAGUGCGCUCUCCAGCAGUGGAAAUGAGCACACAAUCCCGGCUCUAGAUCAGUCUCACAGUGGAAUAUACUCCUGCGGAGGGAGAAUACCAGGAAGAGAUGUUUACACUGAAAUGAGCAAUGAUGUGACCCUGACUGUAGAUGGGGAGGCCCCCAAACCCUUGCUGACUCUGGACCCCCCCAGCGGAGAGAUCUUCACAGGAGAUACAGUGACUCUGAGCUGUAGGGCUGGCACAGAUCCUGCUGGCUGGGAGUAUAUCUGGUACAAAGAUACACUGGAAGAAACACUGACCAGCACUGACUCCAGCAGCACUGACGGGUCCAGUUACACCAUCCACUCUGCUGCAGUUUCACAUGGUGGAGAGUACUGGUGCCGAGCAGGGAGAGGGAGCCCCACUGUCUACACACUGUACAGUGACUCUCUCCAGCUCAGCAUAACUGCUCGACCUCCUGCUGCGCUAACCCUGAACCCUGCACGGAGGAAGUUCUACCCCACUGAGAAAGUGACUCUCAAAUGUGAGAUUCAGACCCGUCAGACUGGGUGGAGUUAUCUGUGGUACAAAGAUGGAGCCUCUAUGAACAGUGUGCUCUCCAGAGGAAAUGAGUACACAAUCCCAGCUCUAGAUCAGUCACACAGAGGAAGAUACUCCUGCAGAGGAGCAAUACCAGGAAGAGCUGUUUACACUGAAAUGAGCAAAGAUGUGACCCUGACUGUAGAUGCUCGUCCUCAGGCUGUGCUGACUCUGGAGACUGCGUGGACAGAGAUCUUCAGGUCAGACAGUCUGACUCUGAGGUGUCAGGUUGAGGGGAGCUCUGCUGAGUGGAACUACACGUGGUACAGAGACGGACGGCAUCUUCCACUGGACCCCAGCGGGGACAGACUCACACUCACCGCUGGAAACGACUCUUACAGCAGUGAAUAUAAAUGCAGAGGAAACCGAACAGGCCAACCGUCUUACACAGAGAUCAGCGAAGGAUUUAGAGAAAACAACAUUGUCCUAAAGCGGAAAGUUCUGGUUUCUGUGGCCAGCUCACUCUUGCUCGGACUCAUCCUCACAGUCUUGGGCGGUGUUUGCCUGAGAAUGAAAAGGAAGUUGGAAAACCUGUGUGGGGACCGUGAACAUGUCAGUAAUGAAGAACAAUCCACUGACGCAAAUGCUGCUUGGAGCAUUGUACUUUUUUCUAUUCCGGAAAAGAAGACUGAAGUACUCCCACCAAAACAGAAUCCAGAAGAUCUCACAUCAUUCAAAGCUGACCAGUGAAGAGAAAAACAUCUCGCUUAGGACCAGUGCAGAUGGCUGUGAUCGCAAAGGAAAGAGUGAGGAUUUCAUGUAAUGUAGGAAAAUGUCAUCCCAUGGUUUCUGAGAUGACUGUACUGUAUGUGUACCCAGAACACUGAUCUCUGACUACAUGGCUUACCUUUAGACUGCAUGCAUGUGCUUCAUUUCAUGAGCUUUUUUUUUUUUUUUACUACUUACGACAUAGCUGUGAAAUUAUAAGGCAUUCAAGCCUUGAUAUGUUAACCUUUAUUCUUCAAAUGUUCAGUUUGAUUUCAUCCUAAUUAUUUUUUUCUUUCAUUUUCACCAUGUGUGUUAUAUUCUUUCAUAAUGACUGGAGAAAUUGAAUUAAGAUUCCAACCCGCAAGUAACAGAAAGCUUGCUGAUGUUUUUCUUGCCCAAACAUGUAAAAAGCAUGUCAAAAACCUAAGUAAUGUGUUUUUCAAUGGUGUGAAUUACUCUGCAUUCUAAUGGUAACAUUCGGAAUACUGAUGAUUGCCAAGUAUAAUUUUUUUAUGUAGAAGCACACAAUACUAUACAAAAUGCAUCACUCAAAGCUGUAUUUCCUUCAGAAAACAUUAGGUGGCGCCACUGGUCUAGAACAGAAAAUACUGCUAUUUUAAACUUGAUUGGACUUAUUUAAUCGAAUUGACAAACCUAUACAUGCUUGUAUUUCGUCGAUAUUGAUAGACUUGGUUACAGAAAAUAUACAUUUAUAAUUCAACUUUACAUUGAGGAACUACAUAUUGUACAUCAAAACAUUGUUUUAUUAAUGUGAAAAUAUACUGGGAAGAUCAUAUUACCUGUUGAAAGCUUUUUAAUGCUCUUAAGAGGAAAGAUUUUAAUAGCCAAAAAUGAACUUGAGCAAAGCAGGGGUCACUAUUUCAGAUAUGAAAGACAACAAACAUAUUUUAUUGUGCCCACAUGCUAUGGAUUGGCCCUGUUUUUUUUCUUUCAAUAAGUGAAAAAUUCACUUCAGUUAGGUGAAAUGGAAGCCUCUGUGGUUCAUGCCGCAGUUCAAUGUUAGCCAGACAGGACCCAAAAAAGUCACCAGUUCUAGCUUUACUAGAGGCAACCACGAUACAGCU